This is a messenger RNA of Vitis riparia (riverbank grape), 875 nucleotides long. Its product is annotated as kunitz trypsin inhibitor 5-like. The transcript has a single exon. Gene Ontology annotation, molecular function: endopeptidase inhibitor activity. The coding region runs from base 113 to 730 and encodes 205 amino acids. The record is from RefSeq and is a predicted model, not a curated record. NCBI's taxonomy places the organism in Eukaryota, Viridiplantae, Streptophyta, Magnoliopsida, Vitales, Vitaceae.
AUCGACCAUAAACCCAAGACCACAUACACAAAGUCAGAAAGCUUUAUUCAACCCAUCGGAGAGCUCUACAAAUACAAAUUGCUCCUCCAUUCACUUCUGCCUACAAACUACAAUGAAGACUUCAUCCCUACUACUAUUCUCCUUGCUUCUCAUUGCCCUUGCUUUCAACCCUCUCCCUGGGGCUGCCGAAGCUGCACCUGAUCCAGUGCUUGACAUUGAGGGAAAGCAGCUCCGAUCUGGGGUUGAUUACUACAUCCUGCCGGUCAUCCGUGGGAGAGGCGGCGGCCUCACCGUGGCGAGCGUCAGGAACAAGACCUGCCCGCUGGAUGUGGUCCAAGACAAGCUGGAGGUAUCACAUGGUCUCCCAUUGACGUUUACUCCAGUGAACCCCAAGCAAGAUGUGAUCCGAGUGUCCACUGAUCAUAACAUCAAGUUCUCUGCUGCCACAAUCUGUGCACAAUCCACUGUGUGGAAGCUUGAGUAUGAUGAAUCAACGGGACAACGGUUUAUCACGACAGGGGGGGUUGAAGGGAACCCGGGGCGUGCAACUUUGAGCAACUGGUUCAAGAUUGAGAAAUAUGGAGAUGAUUACAAGCUGGUCUUCUGUCCAACAGUGUGCAACUUCUGCAAGGUGAUUUGCAGAGACGUGGGCGUUUAUAUCCAGAAGGGAUACAGGCGUUUGGCUUUAACAACUGAUGCGCCAUUCAGGGUUAUGUUCAAGAAGGCUUGAGGAUUUGCUAAUAACAAACAUUAAUGCCGUUUUUGUUGUUUUUCUUUUCUGCCAAACAACAUAUUCUACAUGAAUUCUCUGCUGAAAACUCUUAAGGAAUAGUGUGUCUGCUUCCCUGGGAUCGUAAUAAAUAAGAGAUGAACAA